GUAACAGCUAGCCAUGAAAUCUUCAGAAGCCUCUUCAUUCGCUCUGGUUUACUUCUUUACACUAUGUCUUACGGGUGAGUGUGUUUUCCUUUUAGCGUUUUGACUGGCUGAGCUUUGUCAUAGUCUAGGAAGGCUAAGUUUAGCCAAACCGAAGUUAAACAACGUUUAACUAAAACGUGCCUAACAGAAAUUAGCGACCUCGGAAAAUUGUAUGGUUACCCGGCACGAGUUCUAAGCUUAAGACUCAAACACUUUAAUUUAAAGUAACAAAUACAAUGAAAUAGUUUUAGUUAAGUGCUUUACAAAAUAUUUCUCACUCUUUCAAAGCGUUCUUGUAGGUUCGAUGCUCAUAUACGCGUGUUAAAGUGACAAACUCGGACAGAGCGAUUAAUUAUUAUGCGCUCGAGAGAACCGGCCGCGGUUUGCAUGUGUACAUGUAAAGCCCUGAUAAUCACUGUGUUUUUUUUUUACAGGUGACUCGUGCAACGUAUCUUACUAUAGCGUUCAAGAAGUUAACGUCAGUGUUGGAGAAGUGGCUGAUAUGUCUUUCUGCCGACCAAACGAUACCAGCGAGUGUUUUAGAUAUUAUCGUGUAACGAAAGAUUGGAAUAAAGUAAUUUUCACAUUGAACGCAGGAUCCGACAAAGCAAACUGCAAUGCAGGCGAGAGCUUCUGCGAGCGGUCAAGGUUUUACAAGUACAAUGCAUCGCGUUUAUUGCUAAGUAUUAACGAGACCAAGUCAAACGAUGAAGGGUCCUAUGAAGUUCACGCUAAAUUCAAGAGUGUUUGCCGCGAUUACUUUGUUAAUACGACGUUGCACGUGAUACACCUGAAAGUCGACGGUGAGUGAGACAGUUUCUCUAUUAGUUAGUUUGUUGUUUGAUUUUUAUCAAUCGCAGGGUGCACAAUUACAUGACAAAAAUAACGAUCAGAGUGAGGAUUUUUGAUUCGGCUAGUUUUUAUUGAAAGCAUAUUAUAAUUUUAAAUUACCAUCUACAGUGGAACCUCGACAUAACGAACCUCUGUAAAGAAGUUCUCUGUAUAUGUACGAACUUGAACGCCGAGUUUUUCAGUUUACCCAGUAAUAGUAAAAGAACGUCGAUAUAACGAAACCUCGGUAUAGCAAACAAAUUUUGGUAGUCCCUUGGCCCUUCGUUAUAUCGAGGUUCCACUGUAUUCCAAAGUGAAUACAAGAAGAAAUCAAAUAAAUAGAAACUCAAUGUCCUAAUCCAAAGAACUUAAAUCACGCUGGACGUUUUUAGUUUAAAGUUUAAAAUUUAAAGAAAUAUGGAAUGCUCUACGCAAACUGUUUGAAUCUUUUGGCGUUUAGUUUAUUUUAUUUUAUUCCCCCUUUUUUCAGAAAAUUCAACGACUUCUCCAACCUCUGUAAUGUCAACCAGAGUUUCAGAUCCAACCAACGGUAGGAACUGUUUAGUGUUGUGGCGUUCGUUUCAGACGCUAUAGCGUCUCCAAUCAAGAGUAUCGAGCCACUUCUUUCCAUGGUCAGAUCGAUGCAAGCCAGAUAGUCAAAUAAUUCAACAAUAUAUAGUUAGAACGUUUCACGAGUCUCAGAAGCCACGAGUAGUUGCAAGGGCAUUACUCCUGUGUAUACCACGUUCUUUAAGGUAAUAAGAAGCCAAAAGAGAGUGCUUCACACAAAAACUGUGGAACGAUUUGACUGAUAAAAUGAGAGACGACCUAGUCUGGAACGAUCUGACCAUAGAACGAAGUGACCGUAAACCCUAAUCAAGAUAUUAGUAUUGUCAAAAUUACUUCGUGGAUAUUUUUAGUUUGUUGUGACAGUCAGAGAUAGUUACUUCUGAACAGGAUUAGGGCCUACCGUACAUUAAGCCACUUGAAUGAAUAGAUUGUUGUGUGUGUGUGUGUGUGUUUUUUUUAUUUUUUUGAAGGAAUUUGAUGGAAGUGAAGCCCGUUCUUUGUUGGAGGUUUGAAGAAAAAGCAUUUUCCACCUUUUGGGGCUGUCAAAUUUUAUGUUAGACGAAUUCAAAGCUCCUCCUAAAUCGCUACUAACACCAACAAAAUAGAAUAUUACACUGGUUCGAGAGGCUCGUCAAGUAUAAAUUUAUAAGUUAUAUGUGUGGUACAGAGUCUGUUCCUUAAUACGUCCUACACUCAUUUGUCUUCGCAAACUAAUCGGCUGAUUAUUGGAUAACGUUUUAAACUUAAAUUACAAUUUUAAAAAAUGGAAAAACACGGAUAUUUUAGAACCUGGAGACUUAGAGAAGUCUUUCAAGUUCAGCCAAGCGCCUGAAUCGAUUUGAGUAGGUAGGAAGACCGAAAAAAACGAGCCAAGUCUUGAGUCAUCAUAGUCAUUAGUCAGGGUUGUAAGCCAGCCAUUUUUUUCCUUUUAGGCCCAAAUUGUAGAAAGGGGAUAAUAUGAACUCUUUUUUAGGAGCCUUUCACUUGACUCCAUAGCUACUUAAGGCUUUCAAAAUUAAAGUGUUGGCCAAUUCCUUAUUAUAAGUUCGCUCCCAGAAUAAGACAAAAACAAAACAAAACAAAAGAUAAAGCAAAGCAAAGCAAAGCAAAGCAAACAAGGACAAAACUGUUUACUAGAUGCUAUUUUAACAGCGGCUCCUCCAAAAUUACGACUUUUUAACCUAUAUGAUCAGAUUCUACCAGGUAAUCAAAGUACAUAAACAAAGGGGAUCCCUUUGCAUCUUCUUGAAAAACCAAGAUGGCGUUCAACGAUAAACGGAGUUUCCAAGUGAAUCAUGUGCCAAUUUUACACAUCACCUCGACAGACAUUCUGUAGGAACGUAGCUGUAUUAGGUGCAAUUUCACGUCUUUUUAAUAUUCGAUUACAUGAGCUCAUUUGAACCCAUUUUUUUUGUUAAGUCCGUUCUUAAUUAUUUAAAGACGGCUACGUCCUUGGUAGUCACUAGACUGUGUGAGUUGCCUUCCGAACACACUCGUUUUCUCAACCUGCACAUCUGCUUGCACGGCUGGUUGUAAUUGACCUCACAAGCAAAUUGGUAGUACGUAGGUACCAUCUGCAAAUCCCUAGUAAACAAGAAGUAACAUGAGAUGGUUCAUCCUGACCUUUCCAGUGGUUAAUUUUCUUGACCCGUUUUAACCCUCGGACGUAACGGGGUGGUGGUUGCCCCCCCAUCAUAAGGCUUUUCUGAUUUUGUUUCCUAGACGAUAAAACAUCGGCACCUGAAGUUUUCUGUAGCUGUUCGUUCUCCCCUCGGCUUAGGUGUACAUUUUCUUAGUUCAUUUGAUCUUUUCAUUUUUAAUUUUGUCAGUUUUAGUACAGUCGCAAUUUUCUUUUUCCUAUGCAGUGCCCUACUGAAAACCACAUUUUGUGACAGAGCUAGCCAUCUGUAAAAAGAACUUUCUUGUUCUUGUUCUUGUUGUUGUUCUUCUCGUUCUUCUUGUUCUUCUUGUUCUUCUUCUUGUUAUUAUUAUUAUUAUUAUUGUUAUUAUUAUUAUUAUUAUUAUUAUUAUUAUUAAAAACAGGCCCUCGAUUUAAUCUCCUUUUGGGAUCUAUUUGCAGGAUCACCCCCAUCCACUUCUCCAACGACGUCCUCUGCUGCAAACUUUUUACCGAGCUUUCCAAUGGUAAAUAUGCUUUUUGCAUGUUUUCUAUUAGUUGAGAUAAUGUGACUGAUACUCGCGGUCUUUAAGAAUAAUAAGUAGUUCUUAGAUGAUUGAGAGUGUCUUCCAAUUCAUGAGCAGCUAGAUAGACAAUAGGCUCGAUUAACGGCCGAUUUGUGCUCCCACAUUUCCUUAGGCUUAAAAUGGGAGGAGGCCGAAGCAAACUGGACUCCCUCAAAUGCCUGAAAAUGGACACCAGCUUCGUCCCCAAGCCAGUUCGCGCCAAACAGGCUUGAAAGUUGACAUCGUUUCCGAAAUCUCGGAGGACGACUGAAGAAUGAGGUUGCAGUCGACCCUAGGAAGACAAUGACAGAGAUACAACAAGAAUGAUUCUUUGCAUUUUUCAAGAAUUCAUUAGUGAUGUAACCUUUCCGGUUUUUCUUUUUAGUACUUUGAUAAUCAUGCCGUUAUGCCAAAGUUCUUUGUGGUUUAUUUUUUUUAGCAUUUUUGGCAUAAUUUCCAAAAGCAGGAAGGUUUUUACCAGGCAGGGAGCAGACAGGGAGCAGUAUACAAGAUCAAAUGCUGCGACUGCCAGGCUUCUUACAGUGAUGAAACCGGCAGAAACCUAAGCACGCGCCUGACCGAACACAAACGAGCGACGAGGAAUGGUGACGUCAACAAUCACUUUGCUGAGCACCAUUUACGGACGAAACAUCAAUUUGACUGGGACUCUGCGACAUGUAUAACGUAUUCUACAGACUACUAUCAACGUCUUACUUUAGAAAGCUGGUUUACUAACUUAGAACAAACUCCACUGAAUCGUAGUCAACAGUUACCAGCGCCGUACAAACGACUUAUUGACAAGAUCAAGUAAAACUAACUACGAGAGAACGACUAAUACUGGAGAACUGACAAUUUGCCUAACAAUAGACGACUGUUUAACUGUGACAAUAGACGGAUCGAAACGCACCAAUCACGAUCACGAGUCUUCAUAGUCAAUAACAUCACAGCUUAACUGACAGACGACCAAUAACAUCGCGACGUAAUUGACCAAUCAGAUCAAUAACCAGAGUAUAUACUAUCAUCAACUGACGUGAUACAACUCACUCUGACUCUGAAGAUGACUACCGCACAGGUUGUCGAAACGUCAGUCACUGUCAACAACAACAGUCCUAUUCAGGACUACGUUUACCCGGACGAUCAAACUCAACCUACUUUUGAAGGUUUUUACCGCCGCCUGGUUCAGCUCAGUUGGAAUAGCGUCGGUCUGCUGAGCGGGCUGUCGCGGGUUCAAACCGCGGCCGGACCAACACUCAGGGUCUUAAAUAACUGAGGAGAAAGUGCUGCCUUUGUAAUGACAUCUGAAACGGUUAGACUUUCUAGUCGUCUCGCAUAAGAACAAAAAACCGUAGGUCCCGUCUCACGGCACUUUCAUAUCUGUUUUUUUUGUGGGACGUAAAAGAACCCACAAAAGAGUAGGGAAGGUAGAUCCCGGUGGUGUGGCCAACCUUUCCUUGUCUGGAUGGGUUAUCUGUAAGGACAAAUCUUAAUAUAGGGAUAACCUUAUGAUCCUCUUUCCGGUGUCGUAAUGGCUACCUGUAAACAGGGUGUCAGAACUAAUGAACUUAAAAAAAUGGACACUUCUAGCCUGACAUUAAUACCGCAAAGUUCAAACAGGUUUUCAGUGCUAUAGCCAGUACUUUUCGUUUGGCCUAAAUGCAUCUUCGACAUACCUUGUUACAAUUUUUUAGUUAUACAACCACGUAAAUUUUUGAUUUACUAAAAAUUAUAUAUUCUCUUUUUCCAGGGAUUUCUUGGAUGUUUUGGAGCGCCUUUGAUGGUUCCUGUGUUUGGUAGCCUGAACAUGAAGGAAGAGUUUGUUUCUUAG
Porites lobata is the source of this 5449-nucleotide messenger RNA. NCBI's taxonomy places the organism in Eukaryota, Metazoa, Cnidaria, Anthozoa, Scleractinia, Poritidae. The record is from the annotation of a GenBank genome assembly.